Molecule: messenger RNA, 1227 nt
Organism: Gloeophyllum trabeum ATCC 11539
Lineage: Eukaryota; Fungi; Basidiomycota; Agaricomycetes; Gloeophyllales; Gloeophyllaceae
Exons: 12
Coding region: 1-1227 (408 amino acids)
Source: RefSeq, a predicted model, not a curated record
AUGCUCGACUAUAUGAUCCUGGACGAGCGUGUGGAGACAGAACCUCCUUUCUGGGUGGCAACCCUAGAUCACCCUGCGACCGCUUCACACCGGGUCAUGCAGCGCCUCAGCGUUGGUUCAGCUGGUGUAAACAUGAUUGGCAUGCAUUACGCUGGGCCACAUACUGGACAUCAACCACCCUCAGAGGUCGAGUCUGAGAUGAACCUGUCUACUGUGCACACCGAUCUUGUGUGGGUAAAAUCCGAGACAACUAUAACACCCGAGAUUAGAAGGCCUACCCUUAUCUCAACAUGUUGUCUUGAUAACUUGGCGAAGGGCACACAGUUCUCCCUUGCACCUGCGCUUGCAGGGACUACAGCAAAUUUCUUCAUUGAUGUGUACGGAACGGUCUUGCUCGGUCGAGGCAUCGGAUACUCUUCUAAUAUCACCCAUAUUAUCCGAGAGCAAAAUAUCUAUAAUAUGAUCUAUGUUGUGCAUGAUGGGAUCCUCGGCUUAAAUGUCUUUAUUGCGGAUGCACUUCUGGUUUGGCGGUACUACGUCUUCUGGAAUGGGACGUUAUUGGCAAUCCUAGUUCCCAUCAUCCUGCUGGUCAUAGAGAUAGUCAUCGUUUUCCAGGCUCUCAAGUACCUAAUUCAGCGGGAUACCCCUGUGUCAGAUCCCGUGCCUGUAGAAUGGUACAAAGUCUCCUCCACACUCUCAGUCUUGAAUAAGGCAUAUUACUUGUCGACAUUCGCCAUAAACAUAAUCCUAAGUAUUGCUAUAUCAUGGACAAUAUGGCGUAUGUCACGCCCAAUUCAAGAAGGACGCUCUACCCCACUACCCAAGUAUUCUCGCAUAGCGCAUAUUAUUCUGGAAUCUGGAAUAAUAUAUUCCAUGAUCAUACUCCUUGCCAUGGUACCGGCCGGCGGAAUCCUACAAUCUCUUUCCAGUGCGGCUCUCCUUAUAAGUAUUGGUCUGGUUCCAACUACCGUAGUCAUCCUGCUGACACUCGGGAAAACCGUGGAAAACCUGUCACCCAGGCACACGGGCAUGAUGACUGUGUCUGCUAUGCGCUUCGGUUCAGGACCUAGCGCCGAAACGAGUACGCAGCAGAGCGGUACUAUUGAAGCAAUCAACGUCGUACUGGACAACUCGACUCUAGAUGAAGACAUUGAUGAUAGAGCAGGAAUAAUGUGUACCAAAGAGAAAGAAACGGACUCGAGUGGUGCAGUAGUUGAAGAAGGUUAG